CUGAGCCUUGAGCGCGGCUCCGUUAGUUAGUUAGUUAGUUAGUUUGUUUUUGUUUUUCUCAUCCGGGGCCUCGGAGCCGGGACAGCAUGAGCGUGCAGCCUCGCCGCUACGGCGGCCGCACGGGCUCUUCUCGGUCUCCCGGUCUCCAGUGAGAGAGAGGAGAGAGAGAGAGAGAGAGGGAACGCGAGCCGGCCGGGAAGAUGGGGGCCGUGCUGAGGAGCCUCCUGGCCUGCAGCUUCUGCGUGCUCCUGAGAGCGGCCCCUUUGUUGCUUUAUGCAAACAGACGGGACUUGCGCUUGGUCGAUGCUGCGCACGGCCGAGAGAACGCUACGGUUGUAGUCGGAGGCCUGGAGGAUGCGGCCGCCGUGGACUUCGUCUUUGGUCAUGGCUUGAUCUACUGGAGUGACGUCAGUGAAGAAGCCAUUAAACGAACAGAGUUUAACAAAACUGAGAGUGUGCAGAAUAUUGUCAUUUCUGGAUUACUGUCUCCGGAUGGGCUGGCAUGUGAUUGGCUGGGAGAAAAAUUAUACUGGACAGAUUCUGAAACGAAUCGGAUUGAAGUUUCUAAUUUAGAUGGGUCUUUACGAAAAGUUUUAUUUUGGCAAGAGUUGGAUCAACCCAGAGCUAUUGCCUUAGAUCCUUCAAGUGGGUUCAUGUACUGGACAGACUGGGGAGAAGUGCCAAAGAUAGAACGUGCUGGAAUGGAUGGCUCAAAUCGUUUCAUUAUAAUAAACACUGAAAUUUACUGGCCAAAUGGACUGACUUUGGAUUAUGAGGAACGGAAGCUUUAUUGGGCAGAUGCAAAACUUAAUUUCAUCCAUAAAUCAAACCUGGAUGGAACAAAUCGGCAGGCAGUGGUUAAAGGUUCCCUUCCACAUCCUUUUGCCUUGACGUUAUUUGAGGACACAUUGUAUUGGACUGACUGGAAUACGCACUCCAUUUUGGCUUGCAACAAGUAUACUGGCGAGGGUCUGCGUGAAAUCCACUCUAACAUCUUCUCUCCCAUGGAUAUACAUGCCUUCAGCCAGCAGAGGCAGCCAAAUGCUACAAAUCCAUGUGGCGUUGAUAAUGGUGGUUGUUCCCAUUUGUGUUUGAUGUCUCCAGUCAAGCCUUUUUAUCAGUGUGCUUGCCCAACGGGGGUCAGACUCCUGGAGAACGGAAAAACCUGCAAAGAUGGUGCCACUGAACUAUUGCUUUUAGCACGACGGACAGACUUGAGACGAAUUUCUCUGGAUACACCUGAUUUUACAGACAUUGUCCUGCAGUUAGAAGAUAUCCGGCAUGCCAUCGCCAUAGACUAUGAUCCCGUGGAAGGCUAUAUCUACUGGACGGAUGAUGAAGUGAGAGCCAUCCGCCGUUCCUUCAUUGAUGGGUCUGGCAGUCAGUUUGUGGUCACUGUUCAGAUUGCCCAUCCUGAUGGCAUUGCUGUUGACUGGGUUGCACGAAAUCUGUACUGGACAGACACGGGCACGGAUCGGAUUGAAGUGACAAGACUCAAUGGUACCAUGAGGAAGAUUGUGAUUUCAGAGGACCUAGAGGAACCCCGGGCUAUUGUGUUAGAUCCCAUGGUUGGGUACAUGUAUUGGACUGACUGGGGAGAAAUCCCAAAAAUUGAGCGAGCUGCUCUGGAUGGUUCUGACCGAAUAGUAUUGGUUAAUACUUCUCUUGGUUGGCCAAAUGGUUUAGCCUUGGAUUAUGAUGAAGGCACAAUAUACUGGGGAGAUGCUAAAACAGACAAAAUUGAGGUCAUGAAUACGGAUGGCACUGGGAGGCGAGUGCUGGUGGAAGACAAAAUCCCUCACAUAUUUGGGUUUACCUUGCUGGGAGACUACGUGUACUGGACUGACUGGCAGAGGCGCAGCAUCGAAAGAGUGCACAAGCGAAGUGCAGAGAGGGAGGUCGUCAUAGACCAGCUGCCUGACCUCAUGGGGCUGAAGGCCACAAAUGUUCACCGAAUCAUUGGUUCCAACCCCUGUGCUGAAGAAAAUGGGGGAUGUAGCCACCUUUGCCUCUAUAGGCCUCAAGGCCUUCGCUGCGCCUGUCCCAUUGGCUUUGAACUCAUCAGUGACAUGAAGACCUGCAUUGUUCCAGAGGCAUUCCUUUUGUUUUCACGGAGAGCUGAUAUCAGGCGGAUUUCUUUGGAAACCAACAAUAAUAAUGUGGCCAUUCCACUCACUGGAGUCAAAGAAGCUUCCGCUUUGGAUUUUGAUGUCACAGACAAUCGGAUUUACUGGACUGACAUAUCACUUAAGACCAUCAGCAGAGCCUUUAUGAAUGGCAGUGCACUGGAACAUGUGGUGGAAUUUGGCUUAGAUUAUCCAGAAGGCAUGGCAGUGGACUGGCUUGGGAAGAACUUGUACUGGGCAGACACAGGGACAAAUCGAAUUGAGGUGUCAAAAUUGGAUGGACAACACCGACAAGUUCUGGUGUGGAAAGACCUCGAUAGCCCCCGGGCUCUUGCCUUGGACCCUGCUGAAGGAUUUAUGUACUGGACUGAAUGGGGUGGAAAACCAAAGAUAGACAGAGCUGCUAUGGAUGGAAGUGAACGAACUACGUUAGUCCCAAAUGUUGGGCGGGCAAACGGCCUAACUAUUGAUUAUGCUAAGAGGAGGCUUUAUUGGACAGACCUGGACACCAACUUAAUAGAAUCUUCAAAUAUGCUUGGACUCAACCGUGAAGUUAUAGCAGAUGACUUGCCUCAUCCUUUUGGCUUAACUCAGUACCAAGAUUACAUCUACUGGACAGACUGGAGCCGACGCAGCAUUGAACGUGCCAACAAGACAAGCGGCCAAAACCGAACCAUCAUCCAGGGCCAUUUGGACUAUGUGAUGGAUAUCCUUGUCUUUCACUCUUCUCGGCAGGCAGGGUGGAAUGAGUGUGCUUCCAGUAAUGGGCACUGCUCCCACCUCUGCUUAGCGGUGCCAGUUGGAGGCUUCGUGUGUGGGUGCCCUGCCCACUACUCCCUGAAUGCCGACAACAGGACUUGUAGUGCUCCUACCACUUUCCUGCUCUUCAGUCAAAAGAGUGCCAUUAACCGCAUGGUGAUUGAUGAACAACAGAGUCCUGACAUCACCCUUCCUAUCCAGAGCCUCCGGAAUGUUCGGGCAAUUGAUUAUGACCCACUGGACAAGCAACUCUAUUGGAUCGACUCACGACAGAACAUGAUCCGAAAGGCACAGGAAGAUGGUAGCCAGGGGUUUACUGUUGUUGUGAGCUCAGUUCCAAAUCAGAACCUAGAAAUACAGCCAUAUGACCUCAGCAUUGAUAUUUAUAGCCGCUACAUCUACUGGACUUGUGAGGCUACCAACGUCAUUGACGUGACAGGAUUGGAUGGGACAUCAAUUGGAGUGGUUCUGAAAGGCGAGCAAGACAGACCUCGAGCCAUUGUGGUAAACCCAGAGAAAGGGUAUAUGUAUUUUACCAAUCUUCAGGAAAGAUCUCCCAAAAUUGAGCGAGCCGCGCUGGACGGGACAGAACGGGAGGUGCUCUUUUUCAGUGGCUUGAGCAAACCCGUCGCCUUGGCUCUCGACAGCAGGCUUGGCCGGCUCUUCUGGGCUGACUCGGAUCUCCGGCGGAUUGAAAGCAGUGACCUCUCAGGCGCCAACAGGAUGGUGGUAGAAGAUUCUAACAUCCUGCAGCCUGUAGGUCUGACUGUGUUUGAAAAUUGGCUUUACUGGAUUGACAGGCAGCAACAAAUGAUUGAAAAAAUUGACAUGACUGGACGAGAAGGCAGAACCAAAGUCCAAGCACGCAUUGCCCAGCUCAGUGACAUCCAUGCAGUAAAGGAACUGAACCUCCAGGAAUACAGACAGCACCCCUGUGCUCAAGAUAAUGGUGGCUGUUCACACAUCUGCCUCGUAAAAGGAGAUGGAACUACAAGGUGCUCUUGUCCCAUGCACCUGGUUCUGCUUCAGGAUGAGCUGUCCUGUGGAGAACCCCCAACGUGCUCUCCUCAGCAGUUCACUUGUUUCACCGGGGAAAUUGACUGUAUCCCGGUAGCUUGGCGAUGUGAUGGGUUCACUGAAUGUGAAGACCACAGUGAUGAGCUCAACUGUCCUGUCUGCUCAGAGUCCCAGUUCCAGUGUGCCAGUGGGCAGUGCAUUGAUGGUGCCCUUCGAUGCAAUGGAGAUGCAAACUGCCAGGAUAAGUCAGAUGAGAAGAACUGUGAAGUGCUUUGUUUAAUUGAUCAGUUCCGCUGUGCCAAUGGUCAGUGUGUUGGAAAGCACAAGAAAUGUGAUCAUAAUGUGGAUUGCAGUGACAAAUCUGAUGAACUGGAUUGUUACCCAACUGAAGAGCCAGCACCACAGGCCACCAACACGGUUGGUUCAGUUAUUGGAGUAAUCGUCACCAUUUUUGUGUCUGGAACCAUAUACUUUAUCUGCCAGAGGACGCUGUGUCCACGUAUGAAAGGAGAUGGGGAAACCAUGACUAACGACUAUGUGGUUCAUGGACCAGCUUCUGUGCCCCUUGGCUACGUGCCACACCCAGGCUCCCUGUCGGGAUCUCUUCCAGGAAUGUCUCGAGGUAAAUCGAUGAUAAGCUCCCUCAGCAUCAUGGGGGGAAGCAGUGGGCCCCCCUACGACCGUGCGCAUGUCACAGGGGCAUCGUCGAGCAGUUCUUCAAGCACCAAAGGCACUUACUUCCCCACAAUUUUGAACCCACCACCAUCCCCUGCUACAGAGCGAUCACAUUACACUAUGGAAUUUGGUUACUCUUCAAACAGUCCUUCUACACAUAGAUCCUACAGCUACAGACCGUACAGCUACCGCCACUUCGCGCCCCCCACCACACCCUGCAGCACCGACGUCUGUGACAGCGACUGCGCACCCAGCCGCAGGGUGACCUCCACAGCCACCACCAAGGGCUACACCAGUGACUUGAACUACGACUCGGAGCCCGUGCCCCCACCGCCCACGCCCCGAAGCCAGUACUUGUCGGCCGAGGAGAACUAUGAGAGCUGCCCCCCCUCUCCCUACACAGAGCGGAGUUACUCCCACCACCUCUACCCGCCGCCCCCCUCCCCGUGCACGGACUCCUCCUGAGGCGGGGCCCUCCUCCUCUGACCGCCUCCACCGGGAAAUGUAAAUACUGUCUGGUUGAGAUCUGGAGGGGGGGAGGGAGCUGCGAGAGAAGGGUGUUGCAGACCAUGUACAGUUAACAUUAUAGAGAGGGGGUGCUGGAGAUAUUUGUACAGAAGAAAGGAUAUUUAUAUUUUCUUAAAACAGCACAUUUGCUGCUUGUGCCAUAAAAGUUUGUAUAAAAAAUAAAUUUGUACUAAAAGUUUUAUUUUUACAAACUAAAUACACAGAGCAUGCCUUAAACCCAGUGAAGUGGCUGAGUACAAAGGAGACAGGAAUAACAAAGGCACCACUGACCAGGAAUGUGUGGCUUUUUUGAUACCAAAAACUAAGGAAAAGAAGAAAUCAAGUCCAUCUCAGCGUGGCAACCAUAGAGACUUGGAAGUAGCCUAAUAGCCUUCAGGUUCACUAGUAUUUGAGGGCCAACAGGUAAAAUCAUGAAAGGGAAAAAAAAAAAAGCAUACUAACCUUAGCCAAGGGCUUUGUUU
Molecule: messenger RNA, 5566 nt
Organism: Jaculus jaculus (lesser Egyptian jerboa)
Lineage: Eukaryota; Metazoa; Chordata; Mammalia; Rodentia; Dipodidae
Gene: Lrp6
Product: LDL receptor related protein 6
Exons: 23
Coding region: 201-5042 (1613 amino acids)
Biological process (GO): receptor-mediated endocytosis involved in cholesterol transport; canonical Wnt signaling pathway; Wnt signaling pathway involved in somitogenesis
Molecular function (GO): Wnt receptor activity; Wnt-protein binding
Source: RefSeq, a predicted model, not a curated record